Momordica charantia (bitter melon) is the source of this 994-nucleotide messenger RNA. RefSeq names its product dehydration-responsive element-binding protein 1E. The record is from RefSeq and is a predicted model, not a curated record. Gene Ontology annotation, biological process: regulation of DNA-templated transcription. NCBI's taxonomy places the organism in Eukaryota, Viridiplantae, Streptophyta, Magnoliopsida, Cucurbitales, Cucurbitaceae. Gene Ontology annotation, molecular function: DNA-binding transcription factor activity; DNA binding.
UUUCUCAAUCUCAGUCUCAGUUAUUCAGAACCAAAAAAGGAAAAAAGAAAAAUUCAGCCAAACAAAACACAAGGAAUUUACUUUUAUGGAUAUGUUCUUCGGUCAAUUUUCCGAUCCUCUUCCUUACGGCGACAAGUCGGAAUCGUCGACGUGGUCGGACGCCGGCACGCCGGUUACUCACCCGGCGGCGCACUCCGAUGAGGAAGUGAUACUGGCGGCGAGCCGGCCGAAGCGGCGGGCCGGGCGGAGGGUUUUUAAGGAGACGAGGCACCCGGUUUACCGGGGGGUCCGGCGGAGGAACAACGAUAAAUGGGUGUGCGAGUUGCGUGAGCCGAAUAAGAAGUCUAGGAUCUGGCUCGGGACGUAUCCGACGGCGGAGAUGGCAGCGCGUGCGCACGACGUCGCGGCACUCGCGUUGAGAGGCAAGUCGGCUUGCCUCAACUUUGCUGACUCGGCGUGGCGAUUUCCCAUUCCGGAGUCUACUGAUCCGAGUGUCAUCCGGGACGCGGCGGCUCGGGCGGCCAAUGAGUGCAAGGAUGAAGAGGACGACGCCGUUUUGGAAGGCGGAGAAGGAGAACUCCCCGCCAGGUGGGAGCCAGCUCCUCCGGCUUACGUGGACGAUGAGGCCUUGUCCAACAUGCCGAUGCUGCUUGCCAGCAUGGCGGAGGGACUUCUUCUCUCUCCUCCUUCUUUUUGCAUGCAUGACGACGUGGAGUGGGGUGACGUGGACAUGAGUGAUGACAUGUCGCUGUGGAGCUUUUAGAACCUCCAAACCAACCAAUCAGCACCCAAAUGUACGGACUUUUGUUCGAGGAAGUCAAGGUUUAUAUUAGAAUGUAAUAGUAUGUAAUUACGAUUUUUUAUUUGAACAAUAAUUUUAGUCUCUAGAUUUGGCACUGUAUCAAGUAUCAACUGUCGUACAUGAUCUAUUCAAAAUCAUGACGCGCAUUUUUUGUAAUGUUUUUUCUUCCAAUUAAUAUUGUAAUAAAGAUAA